CCUAUCAAGAUGCCUUCGACACAUUCAAUACAGCUCGAUGGGUUAGCCCUUGCAAAUGUCCGUCUUCAACCUCCGCAGCCCCUCCUCUGACCUCCCCUAAAGCCCCGUCUUCUUUCCUCAACAAUAGCCACACGCAAGCCUCCUCAAAGCCCCAACCACGACCAGCACAAACAAAAGACGUCCAAGAUGGCCGAUUCCCACUCCUCCCGACUCGCAUACGGUUCUCCCUCUGAUGAGGUGGCGGAGGAUUACAGGAAGGCGCUCGAGGAUCUGACGAUGAACUCGCGAUACGAAAUCAGCAAUUUGACAGUUAUCGCGAAGGAGAAUACAGAGCACGCGCUGGCUAUUUCAGAAGCAUUAAAGAACCACAUCAAGCAGACUUCGCCGGCCAAGAAACUACCUGCCUUUUAUGUUCUCGACUCUGUGGUGAAGAAUGUCGGGACGCCCUACACCCUCUUCUUUGGUCGGCAGCUAUACUCGACCUUCAUGGAAGCGUACGCUUUGGUGGAUAAUAACGUGAGGAGAAAAAUGGACGAGAUGCUGAAGACUUGGAAGGAGCCAGUACCAGGAUCGAUAGACACGCGACCAGUGUUUCCACCAGAAGUGACACGUCCAAUCGAAAAUGCUCUGAUCAAGGCUAGAACAUCGGCUGUUCAGGCUCACCAGGAACAUCUCAGAAGCCAGCAGCAGCUUAUGGGUAGAGGCCGUCCCAUUGCGUCUCCUGCCCCAUAUCGUAAUACUCCAACUCCACCCGGUGCAUUACGGCCACAGACCCAAGUCCCUCCGGGAUAUGCCUCGGGUUAUAGCCAACAACAGUUUCCCCCUCCAGCGAACGGACAGCAGUAUUCCAACCAGAUGAACGGCCACCAGCAGUAUGGAUUACCACAGCAACCCCCAAGCCAACACUACUCCCAACCAUCUGGAAGUGCAUCAUCUUGGCAGCAGCCACAGAUGAUGGGAUAUCGCGCGCCUGAGAAUAGCAUAGACACAUUGAACAGUGACAUUGCAAACCUUAUUACUGCCUCAAAAGCAGAAUUCGCGCAAAAUCCUUGGGAUAGCAGUAUACAAACGAGAUUGAAGGCAUUGCUUGACUUACAAACAAUCUUGUCGAGUCAAAAGCUACCCCCUGAUCAGAUAGCGCUCAUUAAAGACCAAGUUGCACAACUCUCUGAAGCUUCUCAACCGCAACCUAGAAUCCAAACCCCUCCGGCACACCCACCUCCACCUGCACCCGUAGCAGCUGCUCCACCUCCUGCGCAGCAGCCUUCAUUGAGCUCAAUAUUAGGGUCUGGCGCUCUUGCUGCGUUAUUAGCAAGACAAUCUGCCACCCCGCAACCAACACCCCCAGCUCAAUCUGUUGCUCCUGUUCGGUCACCACCACAAACCCGUGCCCAACCUUCUUAUAAUCCCCUUGCGCCCCCUGCUUCAUCUUCUACUCCCGUUCCAGACCCUAACUCCUUACUCGAGAAGUUACGAGCUGCGGGCAUGCUUCCAGCAGUACCGGCAGUACCGGCUGCAACGAGCACUCCUCCUUUGCCUAUAGGUUCAUUGGUGGGAAGUGUCCCGCCUGGAUUUCCCCCUCCUUUCAUCAAUACACCUCCCAAUGCCACAAGAACACCACUAGCUGAUGUCCCCAAUGAUGUCGUGCUGAAGCCUGCGUCUCUCAAGAUUCCCCGCCCUCAUCUCAUAUCUAAUCUCUAUGAGCGUCUCGGCUCGCCAUGUACUCAAUGUGGACGGCGGUUUCAAUCAGAUGAUGAAGGCAGAAAAAAAAAGACGGCUCAUAUGGACUGGCAUUUUCGAGUUCACCAACGAAUGACGGAAGCAGAGAAGCGAGGCCAACAUCGCAGUUGGUACGUCGAUGAACUGGAUUGGAUUAAGUCCCGUGAAGUUGAGGAAGACCAAAACACCAGUGCGGCAGACAUCGCAGGCGGACCAGGUGCUGCAGGCUCGGUCACAGCCAACGAGCCCAAACUACAAUAUUUAGCAGUCCCGGAUGAUCCAGCACUUGCCAACAGUAUCUGUCCUAUAUGUCAGGAGAAGUUUGAGAUGAAGUGGCUUGAUGACGCUCAGGAAUUUGUGUGGAUGGAUGCAAGGAAAAUUGGGGAUCGGAUUUACCAUGCUAGUUGCUACGCGGAGGCUACGAAGGAUGGCGGGAAUUCACAAGUUAAGAGGGGUACCCCGGAGCCAAUAUUAGGAAAGCGAAAGGCAGAGGUCAGUGGCAUCGAAAACAGACGUCUUUAAGUGUUGGUUGACGAUAUCAUAGGAUGACCAUUUUGUAUUCAGGGCCAAGGUCAAGACAGAACCUGAGGCAUGAAAGAGGCCAAGGUGU
Messenger RNA from Amorphotheca resinae ATCC 22711, 2329 nucleotides. RefSeq lists its product as hypothetical. Gene Ontology annotation, cellular component: cytoplasm; mRNA cleavage factor complex. Gene Ontology annotation, biological process: termination of RNA polymerase II transcription. The transcript is spliced from 4 exons. The record is from RefSeq and is a predicted model, not a curated record. NCBI's taxonomy places the organism in Eukaryota, Fungi, Ascomycota, Leotiomycetes, Helotiales, Amorphothecaceae. Bases 187 to 2241 code for a protein of 684 amino acids. Gene Ontology annotation, molecular function: RNA polymerase II complex binding; ubiquitin binding; phosphatidylinositol binding.